AAUGGAAUCCUUUUGCCUCAGUCGUUUGUCUGCGGUUUUGAAGCAGUUCACGGUGGUCCUGAGGGUGGUCAUCAAUCUCACGUGAACCCAGGAAGUUCUGAAAGUAAAACACACCAGAGCUUUCAGCAGAUGAGGAAUACAAUGGGAAAGGAAAUGAAGAGUGAGAGAACUAGAGGAAAUGGCAGAGAUAUAGCUUUUACUCUUAUGCCCUUGUAUGCUAUUGGUGUGGGGAUGUUUGCAGCAUAUAAAUUUGUAAAGUUACGCAGCAGCAAUAAUGAGUUCCAUCAAGGAAAAAACACAAUGAAAUCUCAAGAAGAAAGUUCAUCUCAGAAAGAUGAGACUAUAGAAGAUAAGGCAAAAGAAACAGAGCAUCAGCUUUUGGAAUUGGAGCAGCAUCUAGCACAGACAGAAAAAAUGUUAAAUUCUUUACUGACUCAGUUGGACCCACUGUCAAACUGCGUAAAUGCUUUGGCUUGUGAACAGAAAGAUGAAAUAAUGACACAACUUCGGUCUAUUAGACAGUUGAUGAAAGAAAGUGGACUGGAUAAAUCAGAAAUAAAGCUAAAAGGUGACAAUCACACAUGUAACGAGAAACUUGAAGAUCUUAUUAAUUCAUUUGGUGAACACCUUCAAGAGGAAGAAGUAGAUGACAAUGAAGAUUGUAAUAAUGAAGAUCUACUUGAAGAUACUGAUUAUAAUUACAGAAUGGAAGAGCCUGAACUAUGUGGUAACAAAUUAGCAGUUAGUCAGCUCAUCAAAUCAGAUGUGGUAGAAGUUCGAGAGAUAAAUAAAGAUGUGUUAGAACCAGAAGAGACCAUAUUGAGGAGACGCAAUAGAUAUGAAUGACAAAUACAUUUAUAAAACAUUUGAAAGUUUAUGAAUUGUUGCACAACCUUGUAUGCACUUUUAAAAUGUUCUGAAACAAAAUCUCAUGUCACUAUAAUAUAUUCUUUUAAAAUUGGGGUGAAAUCUUGGCUCCAUCAAAGGCUAUGGAAGUAUUGCCACUGAUUUUAGUGGGAAUAGAAUUUCACCCAGGAUGUUUACAUAUUUUUCUUAUUUAUUUUUCCUAUAGAAAAUAUUUCUGUAUUAUCUGUAUAUAAUGCACUGAAAUUACAUGUGGUGUUUUUUAGGAAAGCCUCAAGAUGUCUUAUAAUUAAAACUAAGAGUAAUGGAUAAUUCAUAAUGGUUAUUUUUACUCGUAGUAAUCUUAGCUUAGUGCAUCAAUGUCCAUUUCUAGUGUUUAUUAAAGCACACAGAAAUUGAGGAGUUCACAUAAUCUCUGCAUAGAGUUUAGGUGCUGAAGGGAGUUUACAAGAGUUUAUAGUUAAAAUUAGCUUUAUUUCAAUAAACCCUAUGGACAUGAUUUUUCGGGCCAUUUUUCGUGUUUUUUUUUUAAUCUAUCUUUCUCUCAUUAAAAAAUGGCAAAUUAUAUAAGGAAGAAUGAUUUAGCUUCAAAUCUCAGUUUACAGCUAAACCCAUUUGCCAAAACAAGUCCAAUAGAGUUUAAAUUCUUUUUUUUAUCAAGAGGCAAAUCAUACACUAUACACACAUAAAUUGCUACAAAGUAAAGAUGGGGAAGCUCUUUCUACUACUACUGAAGUGUAGUCAUCCUGGUGGUAGAAUGGAGUGGCUGUAUAACAGUUUAUUAGCUUACCUAGUAGAAAGAAAAUUUAAGGAACUAGAUGUGCACCAAUAAGCUAAGUAUCUGAAGUCUGACAGGAAUGGGUAUCUGAAGCAGAGAUACCAGUUGGCUUAAUGUAAAGUAAAAACUGAAGCAAAUAACCUUUUGCUAAACAGAUGGCUGAGCACUUAAUCUGUACAAUUAAAGAUUCUGUUUUUCAUUUCUGUCUGACUAAAGAAUACUUGUUGUACUUGUAAACACAGUUCAGCUUCAUGUAUUAAACUAAUAUUAACUUUA
Molecule: messenger RNA, 1918 nt
Organism: Alligator sinensis (Chinese alligator)
Lineage: Eukaryota; Metazoa; Chordata; Crocodylia; Alligatoridae
Gene: CCDC107
Product: coiled-coil domain containing 107
Exons: 7
Biological process (GO): synaptic transmission, cholinergic; protein localization to cell surface
Cellular component (GO): neuron projection; intracellular membrane-bounded organelle; neuronal cell body
Source: RefSeq, a predicted model, not a curated record